Molecule: messenger RNA, 3283 nt
Organism: Conger conger (European conger)
Lineage: Eukaryota; Metazoa; Chordata; Actinopteri; Anguilliformes; Congridae
Gene: elp2
Product: elongator acetyltransferase complex subunit 2
Exons: 22
Coding region: 15-2489 (824 amino acids)
Biological process (GO): tRNA wobble uridine modification
Cellular component (GO): elongator holoenzyme complex
Molecular function (GO): protein binding
Source: RefSeq, a predicted model, not a curated record
AAUAAGCGUCAAAGAUGGCGGCCCCCUUGAUCGAAACAUGCUAUGUCGCAUGUUGUGCAAACCGUACCCCAAACGUUCUUUCUUGGGGUCGGUCAGGACUUAUUGCCUUCGGAACUUGCAACUCAGUCGCUGUGUAUGACCCUCAGGAAAUUGUCAUCGUCACUGUUCUGAAUGGCCACAAAGGGAGGGUAAACGCUGUGCAGUGGGUGCACAGAAAUGACAGUGGUCCUGAAACUGAGUUGGUAUCUGGGGGUUCUGAUAAUCGCCUCAUUGUGUGGAAAGCCCAGGAUGGAAGGUUUUCCCAGUCUGCACAGUGUUGUGGACAUAGUGGUCCUGUCAGUGCAGUGGACUCCAUUCAUCUGGACCCUGAAGGCACUACAGGGUUACUCAUUGCCUCAGCUGCCUCAGACUCCACUGUCAAAGUUUGGGUGAACAGAGACAAUGACGUUGACUGCAUUCAGACCAUAUCUUUCGGGAGUGGUUUUAUGAUGGAUGUCUCUUUAACGCUAUUGCCAGGCAGCAGAGUUCCCAUUCUGGCCUGCGGGGGCGAUGAUGCCAGGGUUUAUCUCUAUGUGCAGCAGGAUGGAAAGUUUGUGAAAGUCCAUUCGCUACACGGCCACGAAGACUGGGUCAGAGGAGUGGAGUGGGUCACUUGGGACGGGGACAUUUUAUUGGCAAGCUGUGCGCAGGACUGCCUGAUCAGAAUAUGGAAGGUCUUCGCAAAGGAAGAACAUGUCGGCGACGUUCAAGACGUGGACGCCAUUAAAUUGACGGAGGAUGUUUUUGAGGUGAAAAAAAAUGGUUCCUCUAUACGCUUUGCUGUAACCUUGGAGACCGUGCUGGCAGGUCAUGAGAACUGGGUCUAUGGAGUCCACUGGCAGCCUCCGUCAGGUGGCAGCGUGGCCCUGCUGUCUGCGUCCAUGGACAAGACCAUGAUCCUCUGGGGCCCCGAGGAGGCGUCGGGGGUGUGGCUGGAGCAGGUGCGGGUCGGUGAAGUGGGAGGGAACACUCUGGGCUUCUACGGUUGCCAGAUGAGCCCUGACGGAUCGAUGAUCAUGGCUCACGCCUUCCACGGGGCCCUGCACCUCUGGCACCGCGACCCCGACAAUGAGAGGGAGUGGAGCCCUGGUGUGGUGAUAUCUGGACACUUCAGCAGCGUGCAGGACCUGAGCUGGGAUCCAGACGGAGAGUUCGUCCUCAGUGUGGGCUCGGACCAGACCACCAGACUGUUCACUCCCUGGAGAAGGAAAGAGCGGGCUAAGGUGACCUGGCACGAGGUGUCGAGGCCGCAGAUCCACGGCUACGACAUGCAGUGUCUGGCCACUGUCGGCCGCUUCCAGUUUGUCUCCGGGGCCGACGAGAAGGUCCUGAGGGUGUUCCGGGCCCCCCGGAACUUCGUGGAGAACUUCAGCCACAUCACCGGGGCGUCCCUGGACAAGCUGCUCGCUUCCAGCGAUGCUGCAAACUUGCCUGAAGGAGCCAGUACUCCGGCUCUGGGGCUCUCCAACAAGGCAGUGUUUCAAGGUGACCUAGUGCCCCAGAACCAGGAAGAGGAGGAAGGAUUCAACAGUGUAUCAGACCAGUACUCCGAGUCCUACUUCCAUCCCCUCACCCUCACAGAACCUCCUCCGGAGGACCAUCUCCUUCAGAACACGCUGUGGCCAGAAGUGCAAAAACUGUACGGACACGGGUUCGAGAUGUUCUGCCUGGCCUCAGACGGGCGGAGGACGGUCGUGGCCUCAGCGUGUAAGGCCUCGAAGGCGGAGCACGCGGCCAUCCUCCUGUGGAGCGCGUGCAGUUGGAGGCAGCUGCAGGCCCUGCCCCUCCACAGCCUGACCGUCACGCAGCUGUCCUUCUCCCCCGACUCCCGCUUCCUGCUGGCCGUGUCGCGCGACAGGACCUGGUCGCUGUGGAGACGGCGGGACGCCGCGCCCGUCGAGCAGUCCGAAGAGCCGGCGUUUUCCCUCCAUGCACACACCACCAAGAGCACGUCGGUGCACACCCGCAUCAUCUGGUCAUGUGACUGGAGUGGAGAUAGCAGGUUCUUCGUCACCUCCAGCCGGGAUAAGAAGGUGAUUGUGUGGGGCGAAUGCGGCUCGACGGAAGGUGUCGAGGAGAACAGCCCGGUGGCCGUCGCCCCCUGCUCCUCCGUACUGGAUGUGGGCGACUCCGCCACCUCCAUCAGCGUUUGCCCGGUCCUCUGCCCAGACCACAGUUACCUGGUGGCAGUGGGGCUAGAGAACGGGAAGAUCCUGUUCUAUAAAUGGAGGCACCUGAAAGAUCUGUCCUCAGGAGACGACUGGACCAAGUGUGCAGAAACAGACGACUCCCAAAGCCACGCCCUGACGGUCAGGCGGCUGCGUUGGAGGCCGAGAGCUGGCCGGGCGGGGCAGGAGAGCGGGGGCGAGCCGUGCGGCUGGGUCCAGCUGGCCAGCGCCGGGGCUGACCACGCCAUCAAAGUGUUCGCCGUCAACCGCCUGGCUCUGUAGCGCCCCCCCCUGGCUCUGUAGCGCCCCCCCUGGACCGGCAGCAGGACAGACUGCCCGGCGCAGCUGCAGGACUGCAGGGCCUCGCCGCACAAAAUGGAGGACAGAAGGAAGCAUUUGAGAAGUGAAGGCAGUUACAUAUUUCUGUUAGGAGUGACGGAAAACACACCCUUAAUUUAAGACCUGGGUGAGAAGUCAUCCUAAAGUUGUUAUUUUGCCUUUCGAAGACAAAGUAGGCUGGAUAGAAGCCUUCCAGGAGCAGGCCUUCCCAGUCCUUUAUAAAAAGGCCCUGUCUGUUGCAUAUUGCUCAAUGUUUUUGUUUUUUUAUAUAGAAUAUAAUAGUGUUGUAUUUAUCUGUCUCAUAAAGAAGCCUGUUUUUAUUUGACUGCAGUGGACCAGAGUUUACAAGUCUUCUCUUAAGCCUGGUAUCAUUCAUUUCACUUUAUUUCAACUCCAGAGAGGACUGGAGAGCAACUGCUGGCCUAAAGGAGUAACUGUGGAGGGAGGGUUUCAUUCAGAAGGGUUUUCUCCUCCCCCCGCUGCACUGUGCUUGAACGAAGCCUUGCUCCAGGCAACAGGGUGGAUACACGCACUGCAGCCUGCUUGCAGCUCUGUCUGAAACCACAAAUUUAAUGGAAAGUUCUGGAAUGCGCUUUGGUGGAGACAGAUGUCAUCUGUUCUCUUCUAAGUUCCAAGGACAUUUCAAGGAAGGGACUGGCACGCAGGUCUAAUGAGUUAUGACGUUAAAACAUGCUGUGUGAAAAUCGUUCUAAUAAAAGCCACCUUUGAGCAGCUUA